This is a messenger RNA of Pomacea canaliculata, 918 nucleotides long. RefSeq names its product isopentenyl phosphate kinase-like. The coding region runs from base 46 to 894 and encodes 282 amino acids. The transcript is spliced from 6 exons. Gene Ontology annotation, molecular function: kinase activity. Gene Ontology annotation, cellular component: cytosol. Lineage: Eukaryota; Metazoa; Mollusca; Gastropoda; Architaenioglossa; Ampullariidae. The record is from RefSeq and is a predicted model, not a curated record.
AAAGCUUUAAAUUUUGAGCUCUUGGCUGCAGAAUUUGUGUUAACUAUGGAAAGCGAUCGGAAAUCAACAACCUUAGAUUUGAUUGUGAAAUUUGGCGGUGCUGCAAUUACGGACAAGUCUUCCUUAGAAACACUGAAGCCGGAUCAGCUGGACUACGGGGCUAGCAUCAUUGAAGAAUGUUACAAGCUGGGACAGACUGUGGUCGUCGUACACGGGGCAGGCUCCUUUGGCCACCAUCAUGCUUCAAAGUAUAAUAUUAACCAAGGAUUUUUCCAAGGUGAAAGCCAUUUGGGUUUUUGUUUAACACGCCAGUCUGUCACUAAACUUAAUAAACACAUAGUUGACAGCCUGAUUUCUAGGAAUGUACCUGCUGUUGCUUGUUCGCCAUUCCCAACAUGGCAGACAGAUAAGAAAGCUGUUGUAGCAUGGCCAAAAGAGGUAAUCCAAAAUGUACUCACUUCAAGAUUAGUUCCCGUUUUUCAUGGAGACUGUGUGCUGGAUGCUGCUCAGGGUUGCUGUAUCCUCAGUGGAGAUUUAAUAAUCAAGACACUUUGUGAGAAUUUUAAUGUGAAAAGAGUGGUCUUUCUUACUGAUGUUUAUGGAGUGUAUGAUAGACCACCUUGUAGUCAAGGUGCAAAGCUACUGCAACAGAUUUCCACAUUUGCUGAUGGCAUUAUAGAGGAACAUAUACAUACAUCAAAUAUCUCACAAGAUGUUACUGGAGGGAUGUUGAAUAAGCUUCAAGCAGCGUGCAGUAUUGUGCGAAUGUCUCGAGGAAAAACACGAACAUUCAUUUGUAAAAUUGAUUCCCAUGAUGCUGUCAAGUUGUGUAUUGAGCAGAGAGAAAAUUGCAAGGAUUUGCAGGCAACAGAAAUUGUCCUGAAGCAAAAAUAAUAAAUUUUUAUGUUGGGAACUGUA